Pomacea canaliculata is the source of this 3619-nucleotide messenger RNA. RefSeq lists its product as uncharacterized. Bases 2656 to 3522 code for a protein of 288 amino acids. NCBI's taxonomy places the organism in Eukaryota, Metazoa, Mollusca, Gastropoda, Architaenioglossa, Ampullariidae. The transcript is spliced from 4 exons. The record is from RefSeq and is a predicted model, not a curated record.
AUUGUUAUCAAAAAUAGUUAUAUCCACUCUGCGUAAGAGUCCGGCUACCUGAAUAGCAUCAUCAUGUUUAGUAUAUCAAGAUAAUUUUGCUAUUUUCCUUAGCCUUUAAGAUAUUGAAGACAAGGAAGUGUUUACCACACCACAGUACAAAGUCCACAAGAGUUCCACUGUGAACAUGUUCACAAAGAUUUAAAAGGGACAGCAAGCCAGAGUCAUCAGCAAAUUUUAACAGAAGGCUCCUAUCGGUAGUGCUUCUACCAAAGCUAGUAUAUAAUAUGAACAUUAGUGGAGACAAGCAGCAUCCUAUGCUCCUCGUGUAGCAGAAAACGAAAUCACGAAGUUGCAUAACAAAAUAUUAUAAAAUGUUACACACUGUCACCCUACACACGUGUACUUCAUCUCAGUCACGCACCGCAACGUUUGUGUAGUCUGUCACAGGACAGGAAAACUAAUCAGGACUGGAUGUAGUUAAGACUUUCAAUUUAGAGUUAAUACUAUUUAUAAUUACAUCUGUCAUUAUUUAAUUCAGAUGGCACAUAACGAUAUUGUUUAAUUUCUUUACGUUUUUAACUUUAUACCAACUACGCUCUAAAUGACAAUAAUUAUACAAAAUAUCGACGACGACGACGAUUAAAAAAGAUUACAACAAUGAUGACGAACAUGUUGACGAGAUAACAGAGCCAAGAUGAUUUUGAUGAAGGCCAUGAUGACUAUGCAUUUACUGACUUUGGCGACAGUCUUUCACGCAUGUGAUUGUGGUAUGUGUCCCUAAGAUGACUGGUAAUUCACACAUGGCUACCAAUAAACAUGAUACUUAUUAAUUUUAUAAUUGUAUUUAUUUGGGAACUGUUAAUAUGAUGAGAUUAGAUGCCCGUAUGUCGUGAAUACGUCGUCACGUCCUUGUUCGCCGUCGUAUCCACUUGUCUGACUCGUUACGUGCUUGCGGACUGCAGUCGGUUUUUCUCGUCAACGUCCGUGUCACGUAAGGAACGGUUGACUCCCGGUAUACCGGUAAAUAUCCGUACUGAGCUUAAAUAGGAAAGUUUCUUCAAGUAUCUUCACAGCGGGAAACGGAUCGUCGAAAACAGGUAAACAAAAACAAAACAAACCAUCACAAAAAGGUAAGGAUUAAGAUUUUUUUGGACAGGGUAUGAGAGCAGUUGACUUACAACAUUACACAUAGGUAUAAAACUGUAAAAAAUGUUAAUAACAUGUUGAUACAUCUACACACCAUUUAAGAGGGUGGGCCACUUAAAAGUAUCCCGCCUCGACCGACAUAUUCUAGGAGGUGGGCUACCACACCCCAUAUUUUUAGACCGGGAGAUAUGGGAGGGAACUCCAGCUUUUAUAAGCUAUGAAGCUCUACAGUUAAGUCCCUUUAACCUGAUCGUUAUGUGAAAAACAACUGAACUGAACUAGAAAAUAAAAUGUAUAAUAAGAAGAGAGGUGCGUAAAGUGCAUGCAAGCUAGUCGCAUGUUUGAACGCUUAGUCACAAUGUCUGUCUUUCUCAAAGACUAGAUAGUAGCUAAGCUGUCAGAGCCGGAAAGACGAGAUGUGCUCGGGACUUCAUCUGUUUCCUGUGAUGCUGAUAAUUUCUUUCCUUUAGUUAUCACGCCCCUGCUCUGUAGAGACUUCUAAUUUCAUCUCCGCCUAGCUAUAAGAGAAGCGCUUGUUUUCUUGAAGCCUGGCUGUGAGUACUGUAAGCUAGGGAGGCUAAGUGGUAAAAAAAGAGUCAAUCUGUAGUGCUUUAGUUGAUUCUGAGAUGAAAAUAUAGCAAAUGCACUCUGUAACUACAGGAGUGAAACGGCAAAAUAAACGACACAAAGUGAUGAAGCGUGGGAAGGGUUAAUGGAGAGAGAGACAGAGAGAGAGAGACACUAAGAAAAGCAACAACUAGACAAGAAAUUCAGCAAUUCCAUAUAGUAAGCUUCACUGCAGUAUACAAAGUAAAAAAAAAAAAAAAAAAAAAAAAGACAAACCCACUCUGCUUAAAUGAUUCAAGAUGCAACUAAAACAUCUCUUUGAUAAUGUCGAUGCCUAGAAACUCAAAAACACAAGAAACGUGGUAUCAAAAUAUAUAUAAAUAUGAAAAAGGUUUGUACGUUGAAUUACAAGUUAAUGUUGCUGGUCGAGUCCGUGAUUAUCUCCCUUUGACCACAGAGUUUUGAAAGUUAUCUUCAUUGUUUAGUGUUCAAAUUCCUUUGCUUAAGCUGGUCUUGUUCAGACAAGUUGUCUAACAUAUCACUUUAACUAAAACCAUCCUCUAGGGCUCUGUGGAAGGAGGUGGUAGCCAAGGUAAACAGAGGAAGAACUGAAUGGCGGACGUGAAGGAUGGUCCUCCAUGACUGACCUGCAAACAUCUCCCACGACCGUCCCUAGUGUCUCUUGCGAGAACAAGUCAACUGGCAUUCAAGCUUAUCUGGUGAUCAGGUAGUACCAGUCAAGGUGGGUUUUCUAACUUUAGUGAAAGCCUGACUCAAGAAGAAAAUAGUUCUAUCAAUAUCAACUACACCAUCAACGUUACGACAAGUCCUGAUGUUACAGACACGUUUAGCGCUCUUCAUGCGUUUUGUGAAGGAAACUAUUUGAGGAUUGCAUGUAGAUUUGUUUAUGACAAAAACUUUAGCACCGAGUUUAAGAAGGACGUGAGUAGGAUGACAGGAGUCACCUGCUACUGGGAACAACGACACGUGAGCAGCUCUGUGGUGGCUUUAGACAUCUACAUCUCUCAGGUCGUCACCAGGUCACUGAGUGCAAUGAUAGUCUUCACUGGCAGAAUUGGGAUUCCCAAACCUAUCCGACUGAUACGUGUUGAGGUGUUGUACCCACCAAAGGUCACAAGUCUUACUGUGGGUGGAGAAGACUUUACAAGUCCUUACUUCAUUAACGAGUGCCAGAAGGUCAACAUUUUCUGCUCCUUCGAUAAAGGGAACCCUCCCGCUAUUUUCAAGCUUCUUGAUAAACAUGGACAAGUGUUAAAAUCUGCUGGUAGUGAUGGAUACCUUAAUUAUUCAUUCACUGCCCAGUGUGAAGACGACUCGCCGAUAGUCAGGUGUGAAGGAAGCGGCUCGAAACAGAACAGAUCCGUCACGUUCUUAGUCAGGUGUCCUCCUCGGUUUGUCGAAAAACCUAUAAAAAUCGUCAAUCUACAAACAUUUCAAGUCCUAACAUUUCGUGUCAAAGCUCACACAACAACACUCACUGCCUGCCUCUUGACACCAGAGGCUUUAGACAACAAUGUCACGAGGGGAGUAAGCUGCAUCUUAAGUGGUCAACCUCCUGAUCUCCUUCUGACCGUCCAUCUUCACAAGGAAAGCAACAUUAGUCAAGAGAAUUGGUCGCUGAUUCUUCGAAAUGAAAUAGGUUCUGCUACAACGACACUGAUGAUCAUUUAUGAUCCAGGUAAGCACACUUGCUAUUUACAAUUUAGUCAAGAUCAAUGUUUACUGUUAGUAAAAAGCAAAUACGAAUGUUUACGACAAAAUGUGCGGACAGGAAUACAACUUUAUUUAUCCACAUAAGCAAUUAAACAAUAGUGCUCGUACUAGAUGAUCAGAAAAAGUAAGAGUGAAAACUCACAUGCCAACACAUGAUCAGAAAUACAGAGGAUGCGCAAUG